UUGAUGAUAAACGAAAAGUAGUACCGAUCGAAAUUAGUACCGCGGCAUUAACUAUCUACAAUAUAAACGUGCAGUUUACCUGAAUAAUUUCGUUGGCCCAUUUGAGGUGUACGGUACCCUUUUUGUUAACGUAAUAGUGUUAUUUACAGUUAUCAAAAUGUCGGCGUAGGAAUACGCUCCCCACUAUCUCCCUUUGGAGCAGCCAUCUUGGGUGUUUCAACAUUCGAAGUGGCAGGCACCGAAACACAAAUACGAUAUUCUUGUUUUUUAAUUUUAUUUUAAUUAAAAUAAACCGAAUUUGUUUAAAACCAUUGUUGAAGAUUGAAGUUAAUUAAUAAAAACGGCAACAUGUCGCAGCAACUGUUGCCGAUUCGUUUCCAGGAACAUCUGCAGCUUACCAACGUCGGAAUUAAUGUUGCGAACAUAUCCUUUGCCACGCUCACGAUGGAGAGCGAUAAGUUUAUAUGCGUACGGGAGAAGGUCGGCGAAACGUCGCAGGUGGUUAUUAUCGAUAUGGCCGACUCGGGGAAUCCAAUACGAAGGCCUAUCACGGCGGAAAGUGCCAUUAUGAAUCCGGCAUCGAAGGUUAUUGCGCUUAAGGGUAAAGCCGGAAUCGAAGCACAAAAGACCUUGCAAAUAUUCAAUAUCGAAAUGAAGUCUAAAAUGAAAGCCCAUACGAUGACCGAGGAUGUCGUCUUCUGGAAGUGGAUAUCUCUAAACACGCUAGCGUUAGUCACUGAAGCCUCGGUCUUUCACUGGUCGAUGGAGGGCGACUCGACACCUGUCAAAAUGUUCGAUCGACACUCGUCACUGAACGGUUGCCAAAUUAUUAACUAUCGCACCGAUCCGAAGCAAAACUGGCUACUGUUGGUCGGAAUAAGUGCCCAGCAAAGUCGAGUCGUCGGCGCCAUGCAAUUAUAUUCGGUCGAACGGAAGUGCUCGCAACCGAUCGAGGGCCACGCCGCCUCGUUCGCGACAUUCAAACAGGAGGGAAAUCCGGAACCGUCGACUCUCUUUUGUUUUGCCGUGCGAUCUAUGCAAGGAGGCAAACUGCACAUCAUCGAGGUUGGACAAAGCCCCGCCGGCAAUCAACCGUUCCCCAAGAAAACUGUCGACGUCUUCUUCCCGCCCGAGGCGCAAAACGACUUCCCGGUCGCGAUGCAAAUCUCGGUAAAAUACGAUGUAAUCUACCUAAUAACGAAGUACGGCUACAUCCACAUGUACGACAUCGAAAGCGGAACCUGCAUAUACAUGAACCGCAUCUCGAGCGAGACGAUCUUCGUGACGGCGACGCACGAGUCGACCGGCGGAAUUAUAGGCGUAAAUCGGAGGGGUCAAGUUUUGUCGGUAACCGUCGACGAGGAUAACAUAAUAAGAUAUGUAAACACGGUACUGCACAACGCCGACUUGGCGUUGAGGCUGGCCGUACGUAAUAAUCUUGCCGGCGCCGAGGAGCUUUUCGUUAGCAAGUUCCAGUUGCUUUUCCAAAAUGGCCAGUAUACGGAGGCGGCGAAAGUUGCCGCCAACGCGCCCAAGGGUAUCCUGCGGACGCCCGCCACGAUUCAAAUGUUUCAGCAGGUUCCGACACCUGCGGGACAAAACAGUCCCUUGCUUCAAUAUUUCGGAAUUCUUCUCGAUCAAGGACAACUAAACAGGUAUGAGUCUUUGGAACUCUGCAAGCCCGUACUUUUGCAAGGGCGCAAACAGCUUUUGGAAAAAUGGUUAAAAGAGGACAAGCUGGAGUGUUCCGAAGAAUUGGGCGACCUUGUGAAACAGUGCGAUCCGACUUUAGCUUUAUCCGUGUAUCUGAGGGCGAACGUCCCUGCCAAGGUCAUCCAGUCCUUUGCCGAAACCGGUCAGUUUCAAAAGAUCGUGCUGUACACGAAGAAAGUGCCGUACACGCCCGACUACAUUUACCUACUUCGUACGGUGAUGCGAACGAAUCCCGAUCAGGGCGCCACCUUUGCAGCUAUGUUGGUGGGGGACGAGGAGCCCCUGGCCGAUAUCAAUCAGAUUGUCGACAUUUUUAUGGAACAGAACAUGGUGCAGCAGUGCACCGCCUUUCUGCUGGACGCUCUCAAGCAGAAUCGCCCGACCGAGGGACACCUGCAGACGCGACUUCUCGAAAUCAACCUAAUGUCGGCGCCGCAGGUUGCCGACGCCAUCUUGGGCAACAACAUGUUCACGCACUACGAUCGCCCGCACAUCGCGCAGCUCUGCGAGAAGGCCGGCCUACUGCAGAGAGCCCUCGAACACUACACCGACCUGUACGAUAUAAAACGCGCGGUCGUCCACACCCACCUCCUACCCGCCGACUGGCUGAUCGGCUUCUUCGGCACGUUGAGCGUCGAAGACAGUUUGGAAUGCCUGAAGGCGAUGCUCACCGCCAACAUUCGCCAAAACCUGCAGAUCUGCGUGCAAAUAGCGACGAAGUAUCACGAGCAGUUGACGACGAAGGCACUGAUCGACCUAUUCGAGAGCUUCAAAAGUUACGAGGGACUAUUCUACUUCCUCGGUUCGAUCGUGAACUUCAGUCAGGACGAAGAGGUCCACUUCAAGUACAUCCAGGCCGCCUGCAAGACCGGCCAGAUUAAGGAGGUCGAGCGUAUCUGUCGCGAGAGCAACUGCUACAAUCCGGAGCGCGUGAAGAACUUCCUUAAGGAGGCGAAACUCACCGAUCAGUUGCCCUUGAUUAUCGUGUGCGAUCGUUUCGAUUUCGUGCACGAUCUAGUUUUAUAUUUGUAUCGCAACUCGUUGCAGAAGUACAUCGAGAUUUAUGUUCAAAAAGUGAAUCCCAGCCGAUUGCCGGUUGUCGUUGGAGGUUUAUUAGACGUAGAUUGUUCCGAAGAUAUAAUAAAAAAUUUAAUUCUCGUCGUUCGCGGCCAGUUCUCCACCGACGAGCUGGUCGAGGAGGUCGAAAAACGCAACCGACUGAAACUUCUGCUGCCUUGGCUCGAGAGUCGCGUUCACGAGGGCUGCGUCGAGCCCGCCACUCACAACGCGCUCGCGAAAAUUUACAUAGACUCGAACAACAACGCCGAGCGCUUCCUGAAGGAGAACCAGUGGUACGACUCGCGCGUCGUCGGCCGCUACUGCGAGAAGCGCGAUCCGCAUCUCGCGUGCGUCGCAUACGAGCGGGGGCUGUGCGAUCGCGAGUUGAUCGCCGUCUGCAACGAAAAUUCGCUUUUCAAGUCGGAGGCGCGCUAUCUCGUUAAAAGACGCGAGGGCGAACUCUGGGCGGAGGUCCUGAACGAGGAGAACCCCUACCGUCGACAGCUCAUCGAUCAAGUCGUACAGACCGCCCUGAACGAGACUCAAGAUCCCGAAGACAUCUCCGUAACGGUCAAGGCGUUCAUGACGGCCGAUCUGCCGAACGAAUUAAUCGAACUGUUGGAGAAGAUCGUUUUGGAUAGUUCCGUAUUCUCCGAUCAUCGCAAUCUUCAAAACUUGCUAAUUCUUACAGCCAUUAAAGCCGACGCGACCCGAGUAAUGGACUACAUCAACCGCCUAGACAACUACGACGCGCCCGAUAUAGCGAACAUCGCAAUCAACAAUCACCUAUACGAGGAGGCGUUCGCAAUAUUCAAAAAGUUCGACGUGAACACGUCCGCCAUACAGGUCCUGAUCGAUCAGGUUAACAAUCUCGAUCGCGCCUACGAAUUCGCCGAGCGGUGCAACGAGCCCGCCGUCUGGAGUCAGCUCGCGAAGGCGCAACUGAACCAGGGUCUGGUCAAGGAGGCGAUCGACUCGUACAUCAAGGCCGACGAUCCGAGCGCUUACAUGGACGUCGUCGAGACCGCGACCAAGACGAACUCUUGGGAGGACAUGGUGAGAUACCUGCAGAUGGCGCGCAAGAAGGCGAGAGAGAGUUACAUCGAGUCCGAACUUAUUUACUCGUACGCGAAAACGGGCCGACUCGCCGAUCUAGAGGAAUUUAUUAGCGGGCCCAAUCACGCAGACAUACAGAAGAUCGGCGACCGGUGUUUCGAUGAUAAAAUGUACGAUGCCGCGAAAUUGUUGUAUAAUAACGUUUCAAACUUUGCCCGUUUAGCUAUUACGUUAGUUCACCUUAAGGAAUUCCAAGGCGCCGUCGAUAGCGCGCGCAAGGCGAACAGCACGCGCACGUGGAAGGAGGUCUGUUUCGCUUGCGUCGACGCCGAGGAAUUCCGAUUGGCGCAAAUGUGCGGAAUGCACAUCGUCGUGCACGCCGACGAACUGCAAGAUCUCAUUAAUUACUAUCAGGAUCGCGGCUACUUCGAGGAGCUGAUCGGGCUGCUGGAGGCCGCCUUGGGCUUGGAGCGCGCGCAUAUGGGCAUGUUUACCGAGUUGGCGAUUUUGUAUUCGAAAUAUAAGCCGGCGAAGAUGAAGGAGCAUUUGGAGCUGUUCUGGUCGCGCGUUAAUAUACCGAAGGUGCUACGCGCAGCCGAGCACGCGCACUUGUGGGCGGAACUGGUGUUCCUAUUCGACAAAUACGAGGAGUACGAUAACGCCGUGCUCGCGAUGAUGGCGCACCCGACCGAGGCGUGGCGAGAAGGUCACUUCAAGGAUAUCAUCACAAAGGUCGCCAACAUCGAGCUCUACUACAAAGCGAUACAGUUCUACUUGGAUUACAAGCCGUUACUCCUAAACGAUCUCCUCUUAGUCUUGGCGCCGCGAAUGGAUCACACCAGAGCCGUCUCCUUUUUCGCGAAAACCGGCCACUUACAGCUGGUCAAAUCGUACCUGCGCUCCGUUCAAAGUUUGAAUAACAAGGCGAUUAACGAGGCGCUCAACGCUCUUCUCAUCGACGAGGAGGAUUACCAAGGUCUGCGCACGUCGAUCGACGCCUUCGACAACUUCGAUAACAUCGGACUCGCGCAGAAGCUCGAAAAGCACGAGCUAACCGAAUUUAGACGCAUCGCCGCCUACCUGUACAAAGGGAACAACCGAUGGAAACAGAGCGUCGAGCUGUGCAAGAAGGAUAAGCUGUUCCGCGACGCGAUGGAGUAUACGGCGGAGUCGCGUCAGGGCGAGCUCGCGGAGGAGUUGCUCGCGUGGUUCCUCGAGAGGAAAUCGUUCGAUUGCUUCGCGGCGUGUCUAUAUCAGUGCUAUGACCUUCUCAAACCUGACGUCAUCUUGGAACUGGCGUGGAAACACAACAUAAUGGACUUCGCGAUGCCGUACAUGAUUCAAGACCGGGAGUUGACGAUGAAGGUCGAGCGAUUGGAACAGUGCGAGGCGCAACGGGAGAGCGAGUCCGCCGAGGAGACGCAUAAGCCCAUGAUGAUCGCGGAACCGCAACUUAUGUUGACGGCCGGACCAGGGAUGGGCAUUCCACCUCAGCAAUACGUGCCGCCACAAGCUUACCCCACCCAAGCUGCCUACGCCCCCCAAAUGCCAUACCAAGGCUACGGUAUGUAAUGUAGAUACUAAACUAAUUUCCAGUUAAUUUACGGAUAGGAUUGUAAAUGACAAUAGUCCUCAGUUAGCGUUGGUGCUAUCUAAUUUCAAUUUUGUAACGAUCAAAAAACCACAUAUUCCGCCUAAUUUUACUUAGGAUAUAAAAUAUAUUUGUUAUCGUUAAUAUAAAUCAUUGUUUAUGAAAAUUUGUGUGUUAUAAAUAUCAAAUAACUAUCGGCCGGUAGUUGGAUAAUUUUUAUCUCCUCUCUCCUUUUAAGGUAAGUUGGUAUAUAUAGCUUUAUUAUAUAAAAGAGUAUCGUUUAAAUUUUUGUACCGAUUAUUUAUGUCUGAACACUGUAGUAAUUUAACUCGGUUUUGUAGAUCUUAAGUGAAAUUUUCCCGUAAAACUUGUAAAUGUUCACUCGCUUAUUAAGUGACCUGUAAUAUAUUAGCACUUUUGAAAUGAAGGUAGAUGAAGUGUACGUACAAUGUAAUAAAAAACAUGAAAAAUCAAAA
Photinus pyralis (common eastern firefly) is the source of this 5895-nucleotide messenger RNA. RefSeq names its product clathrin heavy chain (gene Chc). The record is from RefSeq and is a predicted model, not a curated record. Gene Ontology annotation, molecular function: clathrin light chain binding; structural molecule activity. Gene Ontology annotation, cellular component: clathrin coat of trans-Golgi network vesicle; cell cortex; clathrin complex. Gene Ontology annotation, biological process: receptor-mediated endocytosis; intracellular protein transport. Lineage: Eukaryota; Metazoa; Arthropoda; Insecta; Coleoptera; Lampyridae.